UGCAUGACAUACACGCGCUCUGCCCUUUCCUGCGCGUGCGUAGUGCGUGGAAAGUUCUUGCUCAAAAUGGCGUCUUUUCUGCAGCUAAAUCAUGUCGUAUCGUUGACUAGCCUUUUCACCCUUCCUGCAAAAUUGCAUGCAUUUAACAAAUUAACUCAUGUGUAAUAAUAAAGUGUAAAGUUUAAGUAACUGAUUGAUUGUAAAUUAAACCAGAGAAAGCCUAAGAUAUUGCAAAAUUAGGUGAUAUUACGACUGACGUUACUGCGAACCGAGGCCUCACAGAAAUCGAAAUCAAAAUGGCGGACCUGAAUGUGGACAGUCUGAAGCGCAAAUUUCAGGCGCUAAACAGCACACAGGACAGCAUCCAGACGCUUUCUUUGUGGAUAAUCCACCACAAGAAUCAUUACAGACAAAUAAUUGAGCUGUGGAUGGAACAUCUAAAGGAAGCUAAGGCCCCUAUGCGUCUGACCCUGUUCUACCUAGCCAACGACAUCAUCCAGAACAGCAAGCGCAAAGGAGCCACUGUUUUCCUAGACAGUUUUGCCGAGGUGUUGGAAGAGGCAGCCACAUUCUCUAGAGAAGAGAACAUUCGGGAGAAAGUGUUGAGAAUCUUCAAGAUCUGGGGAGAGAGGGCCAUCUACUCAGUGGAGUUUUGUGACAAGUUGCAAAAGGCAACAGUCUCUCAGAAGCCAGCCAAAGCCAAGCCAAGACCAGAUACAAAGCUGCUCGUGGACUUCAAUCAUGAAGACGUGCCAGAGGUGAUUGAGCAGCUGGCCAGGUUUGAAGGAGAAGUGGAACUCAAGUACAGACAGCUCGGUAUGCUCAACGUGGACGUGGCUAGCACAGAGACCAUCAUGCAACUGAAAGAUCGUGCUGGUGGGAAGCGUUUCUCUCAGCAGUUUGAGGAUUCAGCGGUCAAGCUGGAGGACUAUGUGACCUCGCUUACCAAAGAGGUGGAGCUGAGACGAAAGCUGUUCGACUUACUUCAGAAGAGCGAGAUCUUCUACGAAGCACAGUUUGGAGAGGCCAAAAUAGUCGCAAAUGCAUACAAGAAUUUCGGCAUGCGAGUAGCAAGCCUGAAGAAGAGACUGGAAGAACACAAGGCCUUGUUACCAGAUUCAUUCAGCCCCAUCCCUUCCCCAACGAUGGACGCUCCCUCACCUGGAGCCACUCCUCCCCGAGAUCCCAACUCCGACAGCAUAGAAGUAGAGGACAUGGAGCUAUCUGACGAAGAGGAAGAUCGCAAGGGGGGCACUAUCAUCGCAGCUCCAUCGAUGACCACCAGGAGAACAUCUCGCAUAGCAGCGCUCAGAAACAAGAUAGCGGCCACCACCACCACUUCAUCCACUUCCGGCAUCAGCCAUAUCAGCACAAUCACAGGUGCAGGUUCUCGAAGUGCUUUUAAUCAGCCCCUUCCGAGUUAUUCACCGUUCUCAAGCGAGUCUCCUCCAGCUGAUUACUCUCCUUCUGAGGAGUACCUGCCCAUCCCAACCUCAGCUGCAGCUCCAGGCUCCGCCCAUAACUCCACCAGCAUGAAAGAGGGAGGAGGAGAGAAUUACGGCCAAAUCAAGGAUCGUCUCCUUCAGGUCAUGCAAGAGCCCCCCAAGCUGCCAUCUUCAGUGAAACUCUUUGACUCUCCCGGGAGAACGGGAUCCAAAAGGUCCUCUGGUCUACCCCCUGUGACCAUCCCAUCCUACACUCCCUCUCCAAAGGCGUACGACCAGCAGGUUAGCCCUAUCGUAACUGUUCCCCCUGCUGUACCGGCACCUGUACCACCCCAGGGUGUGGUGGACGAGUAUGACCCCUUCAAAAAUGAGUACGCCACAAGUGCUCCACAGUUUUACACCCCUGUUAACAACCUUCCGGCCCAAACUAGGGCACCAUCUCGGCAGCCACCGUCACCACCAGAUGAUGAUGUGUACGAUCCGGAAAUGGUCGACUACCUUCUAGAAAUGCCUCUGGAAAAAAAGAAGAAGCCACAGUCAUCUUGCAUCAUACCUCUAGCAGGAGGAUUCCAGUCGCCCACAACAAAGCCCGAAGUCCAAAAGGGAGUUGAUGCAGUUGUCUACGGAAGCAACAAACCAUCAAGCGUCCCCCGUAGCAAGGAGAAGACAAGUCUCCCUUCAGUGCAGAGUAAAUCUGGCUUGAAAACGGCCAACAGCAAUAAACCUGGUGGCACUCCCCUCCGAGAUGAAUGCAGCACUCCACCCAGCCAACAAGACAGCCCGAUGCUGAAAGCAGCUACAAGCAACCCCAUCGAGUUCUUAACCAAGAUCAUCACAAGCUCCCGACAGUCCCCCGGUAAUAAAGCCCCUUCGUCCUCAUUCCUGAGCAGUCUCAGCUUGUUGACCCAAACCGUGCAAAGUGCUGCUCAAAAGGAGAAGUCAGAACAACUCUCGGGUGAUACACAGGGUGGAGAAUCAGCCAUUCUUGAGUCUCAGAAUCCUCCGGAAAGCCAAAGAAUUGAUAUCAACCAACAAGCUGUGAAGCAAAACAAUGUCAGCCCAUCAGGUCAGGCUCCUGUACCCUUUUCUAUUGGUGCUCUUGUCAGCAGUUUCAAAGAAGCAUCAAAUUCCAUUCCUGACCCUAACUUUACAACCGCUAUGGAUGCCAUGUCCGGAGCAGAUUACAGGCAGAUCACCCAGGCAGGCUUAGCCACAGGAAUUUCAAGGGAACCUCAUGAUACUACCCAAGCCAGAUCAACUGCAUCCAAUUUGAAGCAGAACCAUGCCAAUGCAGGCAGUCGGACUCCAAUGCCAUUCUCCAUCGGUGCGCUUGUCAGCAGUUUCCAUGAGGAAUCCAAGCCAACUCCUGCAACUGUGGUUUCCACACCUUCGCCAGUCAGUAAGAGUGCUCCGUUUGGGCCAGCUGUUUAUCAGAAGUCCAACAAAGUACCCCUGUGUCAGAUUAUGAAUACACCAGCCCCCAACACCCUUGCAGUUUCGGUGGCAACUGUCAGCUCAGCAGUUACAGCAAAACCCUCCGAGAUGAUGCCAGCUGCAUCAGCUGGUGCCAGCAUGUUGGAUGAUGAAACUGAUGCAAGUCAAUCACAUUCCCUCAUGGCUCGACUGAUGCAAAACAAGACAAAAGAGCAGCCAUUACUCAAUCCUGUCAUGUCAAAUGUCACACCUGGCCUUCAACCCCAACCUCCAAAUUUCCAAUCGCUUAUUUUGGAACCACCUCCACCACCACCCUUGCCACCUGAAGAGUCAAUGGACAGCAAUACAAGUAUACCACAUCCUCCCCCAGAAGACCCAAUGCAACCUGCAGGACCCCCAACCCCCGUUGGUCCACCUCCUCCCCUAGGAGGUCCUCCACAAAUGCCAAGUGAUCCACCUUUGCCCCCAAGUGGUCCACCCCCUCUGCCUCCAAGUGGUCCACCUCCUCCAAGUAGCCCACCCCCUCCCCCAAGUGGUCCACCCCCACCCCCAAUAUGUCAGCCCCCUACCCCUAGUGGUCCACCCCCAGUCAGUCAACCACCACCCCCAGUCAGUCAACCGCCACCCCCAAGUACUCCACCACCACCUUUGGUUGCUCCACCUCUUCCGCUAAGUGGUCCUCCCUUACCCCCAAGUGGCCCUACCCCACACCCUAGUGGCCCUCCUUCAUAUCCUAGUGGUCCUCCCCAACACCUUAUUAGCCCUCCACAACAACCUAGUGGCACUCCUUCACACCCUAGUGGCCCUCCUUCACACCCUAGUGGCCCUCCUCCAUACCCUAGUGGUCUUUCCCAACAACUUAGUGGCCCUCCCCCUAGGGCAUCCCAACCCCAGCAACAGGCGGACCAACCUCCCCCGCCACCUGCUCCACAGCGUUCUCUCAUUGGGCCUCCCCGAUUUUCUGGGGAAGUCCCCCCAACUGUAACUGGUCCUGCGACUCCUGUGCCUGUUCCUUCUCCCACCACCAGAAAUACAAUCCCCAGGAUGCAAAUUCGUGCACCACCCCCUCCCCCAGGGCCCCCACCUCCAAAUGCUAAGCGUGGUGGAAGCACACUCAUCCCGGCGGGUGCCGGGCCUCCAACACCCGUACCCCACAAUGUGCAACCUAGUGACACCCCACCAACCUCCCCUCAAGAGCUUGCAUCGAAUGCACAUGCAUCAGGUGUUACUGAGCACCAGCCAUCUCCACCAGCCUCUGCCACCGGACCUGUGAACCCUGAGCAGAAUCAUCCAGCAGACCCGCCACAACCCACAUCGCCCAUACCCGUAGUUGGCUCGGUCCCAACAAGGAGCAUUCCUGUCCUAGGCCAAUCAAAGUCUGCCAAGGAUAUGUGGGAAAAACCGCCUUUCCCAUCGCGAUCGCCAGGGGUAUCAACUCGCUAUACUGAAUUUCCAACACAGCCUACUGAAAAGAUUGAUUAUUCCCACAGCAGACCCAUCGAGACCCUGGAAAGGAAACGCAUGUCAUAUCAGGAAAGGUUCCAUGAGGAUAAAGCCCAAAGUGAGGUAUUCAGGAGGACAGAGCAGCGCUAUGACUCGGAAAGAGACAGAUACCCUUCCUUUCCCCACAGUAAUUCCAGUAGAGAUGGAGGCUUUGGCAUCGGAAGAGGAAGGAGAUACAGUGACACAGAUCGGUUAUACAGGCACGACCUCGAUCAAGAUCGGGGCCACGGGCACCACUACGAUCGGAGUCCCGGAAUGGACUUUAGGAGGAGUCAUGUGCUAGACACUGAUCUUGACUACGAGCAGGACCAUAGCAUGGGUCGCAGACAGGACUUUGACCGGCUUGGGGCUCAGGAACCAGCUGACACAGGAGGCAGCUACGAGCAGUCGCAUUUCAGGAGUACCAAGCAGCUGAUCGAGAAGGAACUGAGUGCGUUGGCAGGUGAUUUGCAACCAAGAGGAGCAGGGGCUGCCAUCUCAACAUUAGAGGGCCGGUCUGAAAGCGGAAGGCAUACGAGUGAUUAUGGCGGCCACAGAAGAGAUGAACCCCAAUUCUGGAGGGGAGCAACCAAGCAUGCGGGGCAACCUACCUGGGGACGACCCCCACCUCACUACAGAUACUGAACUUUGUUCAGAAAGUCAAUUUUUUAUCCAAGUUUUAUUUUAUAAAUUCCAUUAACUUUGUAUUCUGGACAAUAUGGUUGACCCUCACUGAAAAGAGGCCAAUUUGAACAAAAGAUUGCAAAACUAAUUAAGUCUGAAAUUCUUUUCAUUUUUUUUUUAAACAUCUGAAGUUUCAUUGUCAGCGAAACAAGCGCUAAUUAAUUUUCAAUUCAUGUGAGGAAACAUUUUGAUACUUUCUGGUACCACGUUUUUGUUCCAUUGAGUUUGGGAGUUGGGGAGAAGUGAGUAUUUUCAACUCAAGUUUUAGACUUUGUGUACUACUAUGUUUGCCUUAUCAACACUUUUAAUAAUUGAGGACAUACUGAUUUUUACAGAACAAUGUGGGUUUUUUUUUAAUUUCUAAGGCUACAAACAUGAGCAGUAUAAAGUUGUGUACAUGUACAUGCGUUUAAUAUACACAAUUUAUAUGUAUAAUUGGAAUAUUUGGAGGUUUACUUCAGUCUAGUCCACCCUCCCCCCCCCCCAAGAAAAAAAAGAAUUCCCUAUAUUUGCAAAAUUUUCCAUCCUAAUGACAUUUCGUGUUAAGAUUUCUCCAACUUGCACCCAUAAGAAACAAAGAACUGUUUUUCUAAAACUGAUCUUGAAUUUAGGUACUUGUACUUGCUGGUUUCAAAAUCAGGUUUGUCACACAUAAAAAAAACCUGAAUAAUA
Messenger RNA from Patiria miniata (bat star), 5717 nucleotides. RefSeq names its product proline-rich protein 36-like (gene rprd2). The transcript has 10 exons. NCBI's taxonomy places the organism in Eukaryota, Metazoa, Echinodermata, Asteroidea, Valvatida, Asterinidae. Gene Ontology annotation, biological process: mRNA 3'-end processing. Gene Ontology annotation, cellular component: RNA polymerase II, holoenzyme. The record is from RefSeq and is a predicted model, not a curated record. Gene Ontology annotation, molecular function: RNA polymerase II complex binding. The coding region runs from base 297 to 5006 and encodes 1569 amino acids.